Clupea harengus (Atlantic herring) is the source of this 2242-nucleotide messenger RNA. It is a transcript of the gene slc66a1, whose product is annotated as solute carrier family 66 member 1. NCBI's taxonomy places the organism in Eukaryota, Metazoa, Chordata, Actinopteri, Clupeiformes, Clupeidae. The record is from RefSeq and is a predicted model, not a curated record. Gene Ontology annotation, cellular component: membrane. Gene Ontology annotation, molecular function: basic amino acid transmembrane transporter activity.
GACUUAACGUAGUCCUGAUUGGUGCAGAUCAGCGCUAGAUCCGCCAAAGCUCUGUAGCAAGUCUGUAUUUCAGGUUGUGUUAAACUAAUGAUAGCCACAAGGCAAUAUAUUCUUUAACACCACUCAAAUAUGUUAUGCAAAAGAGUGAAAGUGUCACCUCUAGACUUUGACUUCUGACAUCUACUCGUUUAAUCAAGGCUAAGCGCAAUGUCGAAAUCAAUGUCCCAUGUAGGCGACGUCAGUAUCAACCCUUCUUAUCACAAGUGACAUACAGGUAGUAGGCCUCAUAGACAUAUAUACAUGUGUCUAUGGUAGGCCUAGCCUACUGAGGAAGUCCUAUGAAACUGACAACGCACGCGCAAGGGCUUUAUAUAGUUGGUGAAAUUGUGGUGGUGAGCUCAGCGUUUCUGAUUUUAUGCCGAAUCGUCAAGACUGGAGGUCAGGUGAGAACAGUCAGCUGAUCGCCGUCUCAGCGGCAGGAGGUCUAGCCGGCGAAACAGACGGUCUUGGAUGAAUUGCUAAAUUUCAGGAGUUAAUUGCCACUCUGGAAGAUAGCUUGAGUUAAUCGAAGGACUUCUGUUUUGUUUGGAUUCAUUGCAUUGGGAGACUGGUCCGAGUCCGACGAUCCAAGAGCAUAAAGAACAUUUCCAGAAAGCUAUGGUGACUGAUGGAGCUCUUUCACGGAUUUCAGUCGGGGAAUUUAACGACGGAAAUUUCUCCACGUUAUGCCCCAAUGGAUCUGUAUGGGUUUGGGAAGGACUCGGAGAGUGCGCACAGGAUUCCCGGGACAUGGCCAGUGUUAUUCUUGGGUUGCUGUCCAUAGUGUGUUUUAUGGUAUCAUCGCUCCCGCAAUACUACAGCUCAUGUCGCACAGGAAAUAUGGACCAAGCUCUGUCCAUUUGGUUCCUGUUGCUGUGGUUGUCAGGUGACACAUGUAAUCUGGUGGGAUCUUUUCUUGCCAACCAACUGCCCUUGCAGACAUACACUGCGGUUUACUAUGCGCUGGCUGACCUCGUGAUGCUCGGGAUGUACUUUUACUACAAGGGAAGGAACAAGUCUAACACCAACAAUGGCACACUGAAUGCAGUUGGUGUGCUUUGCCUGCUGGGAAUGUCGAGUUUUGUGGGCCUUCCAGGGUCAAGUUUGGAAAAGCAGGUAGCACCUGUAGGGCAUGGCAGCCGAACAUUACUGUCAGUAACAGAGGAGGACUCAAUGGGCACGUCCUUCAGCACCCGGGUGAUCAUUGGCUUCACCAUUGGCUCUGUGUCCUCCGUGAUGUACCUGUGCUCUAGGCUGCCACAGAUAUACACUAAUUAUAAGAGAAAGUCUACAGAGGGUGUGUCGUUCUUCCUGUUUGCAUUGGUCAUCGUGGGGAACACGACUUAUGGCCUGAGUGUGCUGCUGAAGAACCCCGAACACGGACAAGGGGAGGUCAGCUACGUGAUCCACCACCUGCCCUGGCUGAUCGGCAGUCUGGGCACGCUCUGUCUGGAUGUAAUGAUAUCUUUGCAGUUCAUGACGUACAAAUCCAAGUAUCCAGUCUCCAGUGCUGAAACUGCACCUCUCCUUGCCAACUAAGGCCAACCCAACCGCCUGUGUGCUUGACCGUUAGACACCACAUUUAUUUUACUUUUUGCUUUUAUUUUUUUAAUCAUAUUUUAAUUGUAUUAUUGUUUUAUAUUAUCAUCAGACCUGACUGGUGAUAUUUUAGGAGGAGUGUAGAACUUGUUUCUUGAGUGAAAAACAUGAGUAUAUUACUUUUUAUGCUCUUAAUUGUUCUGAUGUUAAAAAGGGACCUCUUAAAAAAAUUGAAUUCUUAUGAAUACAGAGAAACAUUUGCACAAAGCCUUUUCUGAUGACACUUGUUACAAAGGUUUCUUUUUUGUUGUUGAAGUAUAAGCGAGUUUGCCCUCUGGUUUACUGCCUUACUGUUGUACUACUCACAGCAUAGUUAUGACUGGUCCAGAUUUUCUCACUUACUUUUAUAUUUAUUUCUGUCUUUGUUUAAUCACAGUUUCCGAUGACUUGUCAAUGAUGUGAUGCCUUAUUGGUACUGUAAUUUUAUGGAUGUACUGUAUAAAUAUCAUUGUAAAGUUUUUCCAAUGAUCACAAAUUGUUUACAGAAUCGGUAGGAGUAGGGGAGGGUGAAUAGCUUGUUGUCCUGUAAUAUAUAUAUACACGCACCCAAGAUUUGUCAGAAAACGUCGCACAGAACUGUCUACUAAACAUGUUUUGAAACAAA